UCAGGAAGAUCUGAACGACUUCGGAAGCCUCUUGCGUUUUGUGAGGCGACUAAAUGGCCACUUCUCCGCUUCAUUACUGAGAAACCUUGCAAAACUGAUCUCACAUAUGUUAAAAGGGCGAAAUAAAUCAGGUUAGAUAAAAGCAUACGAUUAUUGCUCAGGAUAAAGCGGUUAAAACGCGUUAUUCCUCCGUCGCGUGCUCGCGGUGCCUCAGCUCGUGAGCUCGCGCUAAUCACACCAAACUAGCCCACCAGGUACGCAGAGAUGUCCAAGCCAACAAAUUCUGCUUCUCGCUCCCGGUCCAGGUCUAGGUCCAGAUCGAGGACCUACUCCCGAUCUCACUCGAGGAGUCGCUCUCGCUCGAGGUCAAGAAAGCGUCGCUACAGUUCUAGAUCAAGAUCCCGUUCGCAUAGCAGGGAGAGGAACUAUCCUUCUAGAGAUUUCCAGGGCAAUCGUGGGUAUAACCGUGGUUUUCGUGGCUACCGGAGGCCUUUUCAGUACAACCGGGGUAGAGGGCGUGGCUACUUCCCAAGAGGUAACUAUCACCGGGGUGGUAGCAACUAUGGUUACCGGUCCAACAAUUGGCACGGCCAUAGAGACCAACAGCAGCAGUACGACCACUCAUACAGCCCUAGAAGAGGCCGCUCGCGUUCCCACUCACCACGAAAACGUACACCAAGCCGAAGCCGCUCACGCCAUUCCAAUAGAUCAUCUUCUGGCCGUUCCAGACGCUCCAGCUCAUCUUCCCGCUCGCCAUCUUCACAUCGACGCAACUCCAGCACUGGGCGACCCCAUUCUAAAGAUGGCAAAGACAAGGGAUCACCAGGUGAGAGCAAGGGAGCCACUAAAGAAGCAUCCAAGCCUACAGGAAGCCCCCCAGAAGAGUCCGGCAAUAAAUGGGAAGGCAUGACCGACUAUGAUGCCAGUCCCAAACGCAGUGCUGCAUCUGCUGGUCCAUCAGACAUCAAAGUGUCACUUUCUGGAAAUUCCGGCAAUGGUGGUUCACUGUGGCGAAGCAUCGGCCCUGCUAGUAAAAGUCCACCAGCAAAGACGUCAACCUCAACUGGCUUUGGCUUCUUCUCAAAAGAAGACAUGAAGACAGAAGACAAGUCUGCCUCCAUCUCGACAGCUUUCAAAAAGUUUUUGGCAGAAAAGAAAAAGCCUUCAGACAGGGAUAAUGGCAGGGGGGAAUCUUUAAGCUUGGGUGAAGCUGACAACGAGAAGAGUGGCAGUAAGUCGAGAACCACAUUUAACACAUCAGAUUCUGACUAUGAUGGUUCAAAGACUGACAAAGUCCUUCCGUUUUUGGAUCCUGAAGAAGAGGAGUAUCGACAGGAACUGAAGGAGAGGAAGGCUGAGGAGGAGACAAAGUAUAAAGAAAAAACUCUUGUCACGAUGAGGGACUUGACUGAAGAGCGCUUCGGGAAAUGGGACGACUCCGUUUAUCUGUCCAGCAAAGAAUCGUCAAGGAGGGAUGAAGAUGUUGAGGAGGAACUGGAUGAGGAACUUUAUCGCAGUCGGAAACAUGCGUCCAGAAAAGAAGAGAAGGCCGCCAAGAAGAAAGAAAAGAAAAAAAGUAGGAUCAGUAUCAGUCCAUCUUCUCCGCCAUCAUCUGGAGGCAGGCCACUGUUUCCAGCUGGUAGAGAGGCUUCCCCACCAGUUAAAUCUUCAGCCAAGAAAGAGCCACAGUUUAAUUUUAGUAUCAAGGCAUUUACUGGUGAUGGAGAAGGCUCAUCAGGUGCAUUAAAUAAAGAGAGGCGUUUGUCACGGGAUCUUGUGCACCCUGGUAAAAAAGAUCAGGAAGACUUUCGCUCAAUCUUCCAGCAUAUUCAGUCCGCUCAGCUUCGCAGAAGCCCUUCAGAGCUAUUUGCUCAACACAUAGUGACCAUAGUACAUCACAUUAAAGCUCAACAUUUCAAGUCAUCUGGGAUGACUCUGAAUGAGCGUUUUGGAAUAUACCAAAGAAAAGCUGCUGAGGUCGAAAUGAUGAAGCCAAAAAAGAGUCCUGAGAUCCACAGGCGAAUCGAUGUGUCUCCCAGUGCUUUUAAGAAGCACUCUCAGAUGUUUGAGGAUUUCGAAGAGAGCGGCUACAAGGAUCAUGGCAAAAGGCAUGAAGGCGACUCAUUGGACCUCCGUUUGGCUAUUGAACGCCGUAAAAAGGAUCCUAAACGAGAAGGGGGAAAGAGUUCAGCUGGCUCACGCACACCCAGCCAUGAACUCUCUCCCGACAGAUCCUCCAAACAAAAGAAAUCCAAAAAAAGCAAAAAGAAACGAGAGCGCUCUCCUUCCUCCUCCUCCUCUUCGUCCUCCUCUCCCUCCCCUCGUCCCUACAGAGGGAAGGAGUACCUGGAGGAGCACAUGGAGGGAGGCUUUAACAAGGCCCGCCUGGGGUCACGGGACUACCCCGGGCCCAUGGAGCGCGGCCCUCGAGACUAUGAGGGCUACAUGGAGAGGGGUUAUGAGCGGGACAGAGGAGGAUACGAUCGAGGAGGAUAUGACAGGGGUCGCGGAGGUUAUGACCGGGGCUUUCCGAGAAUGAGAGGAAGAGGAUGGAACCGUGGUAAUUACCCAGGCAACAACCCCAACAUCAACCCUCCGAAUAUGGGCGGCCCACCGCGUCCCCCAGAUGAGGAGUGGGACCCUGAAUACACCCCCAAAAGUCGAAAAUACUUCCAGCACGACGACCGGGACAAGGAGGGGGAGAUGAAGUGGCUGGACACAAGGGGGCGAGGAAGAGGGAAUUAUCCACGUGCUAGAGGCACCUUCGUGAUUCGAAAGAGCGGUGGGAGCCCAAAGUGGACCCACGACAUGUUCCAAGGCAACAUCGAAGAGGGAGAGAUUGAGGGAGGCUCAGAAAACAAAGAUGAUGAUAAAUCUGGGGAAAACACCGCUUCUAAACCAUAGUCUGUUUCUGUAAAUCGAGAAAUGCAUCCUCUUUUUGUUCUGGUGUUGGACUGUAUGAUAAAACCAUGUCGUUUAUAGCAGUGUUUCCCAACAAUGUUCCCGAAGACACACCAACAGCACAUAUUUUAGAUGUUAACUAUUAACUUCAGGUUUUGGAGUCUCCUAAUGUUCUGAUGAGUUGAUUCAGAUGUGUUUUGAUUAGGUUGAAAAUGUGUGCUGUUGGUGUGCCUUUAGGAACAGGGUUGGGAAACUGGUUCAUAGCACCAGUUUAUCAGCAUUUUAGUCUGUUUUUUUUGGUUUGCUUUAGGUGGGGGGAGGUGAUUUGAAGAGUUCAGUCAUUCGGUGGCUGACAUUAAUUUGAUCUUCAUUUAAAAAGUGCAAUAAGGAAAUCCAUGCACUUGUGCCUUAGAUUUAACUGUACUUUAUGAUUUCUUUUUUACGUUUUUAUUUUAAUUUUGGCUUUCUAUUUUCCCCUUUCUGUGCAUGUACGUUCAUGCUGCAAUCAUUUCUAUUUCUCCCAUUUUGUCGUGUAAUCUCAAAGAUGUGCGGAUGUCCCUUGUGGACCAACACACUGUGUGGUGGGCCGUUUUUCUGAAAAUCGUCUGCUAAAAGUGUACAUACUCUGAGUUUCCCAGCAAAUGUAACAUCCAAAUUAGUCGUUCCCUUAACAAUACCACUAAUGACUAAAUAAGUUAAAUAAUAUAGUGUAAAUUAUACUCCUAAUUUGAUCAAAAACAAAAUGUCCACCAUUAUAAUUCUGAUUUUAAAGUGUAGAUAAUGAUGGAACAUGCAGGUUAUAGCGACGCGUUUAUUGCAUUAUUGUGCUUGAACUGUCCCUCACGUUGUAAGAUAGCUCAUGCUGCAUGUUUAGAUCAUGUGGCUUUUGCGCCGUUCGGUUGUGCUGUACGACACACCAGGGACUCGAUCGCUUGCUUUUCCUUGUAGGCAUCUCGCUUUGUGGUGAUAUUACUGUAACGCUGUGAUCUUCUGUUAACAUUACUCAGUGCUUUCGGUCUCCGUGGUGGAUUUGAAAUAAAACCCGUCCUCUGUUUGAUAAA
This is a messenger RNA of Danio aesculapii, 3962 nucleotides long. RefSeq names its product thyroid hormone receptor associated protein 3b (gene thrap3b). Gene Ontology annotation, cellular component: mediator complex. Lineage: Eukaryota; Metazoa; Chordata; Actinopteri; Cypriniformes; Danionidae. The record is from RefSeq and is a predicted model, not a curated record. The transcript has 11 exons. The coding region runs from base 265 to 2904 and encodes 879 amino acids. Gene Ontology annotation, biological process: positive regulation of transcription by RNA polymerase II. Gene Ontology annotation, molecular function: transcription coregulator activity; DNA binding.